GGUGCGAAGUAAGAGACUUUCAAAAGCGGGAGGAAAAAAAAAAGUCAGCGCAGGUGUAUCCGCGAGGAGUCCCGCCGCCCCCCCCCGCUCCGAAGCUCCCUUCCAGCCCCCUCACGGUGUCAACUAGGCCGGGCCAGGCUUGGUCAGGAGAAAGACCCGCGGAAGAACACGAACGUGAAAGAGGCAGUGAGCCGUCCUACCCCUCUCGGAGAACCUUGAAGCGAACGGAGGGAGGGGGGGGCGGGGAGGAGCGAAAGCAGUUCCGGCCGCGUCGCCUAAAAAUAGCGCCCCGUGGAAAUCCAUGCGCCCGUGUCAGUGUCUCCGGAGGAGACUCGGCUGAGGAGGCGGCGGCGGCGGCGGCGACCGGGAGGCGGCAGAAGCGGCGGCGGCGGAUGGAUUUCUAAAUCAACCCAGUGCACGGUUCUGUGUUUGGGCUUUAGUUGUGGAAGAGAAAUGCCUACCAUGUGCUAGGAUACAAAGUUUGUGGAUCCUUUUAUUUCCGUGGUUCUGGAAUAUAAAGAGAGAAACAGGACAAAAUGGGGAGGAAGAAAAUACAAAUCACAAGAAUAAUGGAUGAGCGGAACAGACAGGUGACCUUCACAAAAAGAAAGUUUGGAUUAAUGAAGAAAGCCUAUGAACUAAGCGUGCUUUGUGACUGUGAAAUAGCACUCAUAAUUUUCAACAGUUCUAAUAAGCUCUUUCAAUAUGCCAGCACUGAUAUGGACAAAGUUCUUCUCAAAUACACAGAAUACAACGAACCCCAUGAGAGCAGAACUAACUCAGAUAUUGUUGAGGCUCUGAACAAGAAGGAAAACAGAGGGUGCGACAGCCCAGACCCUGACACUUCCUAUGUGCUCACGCCACAUACAGAAGAAAAAUAUAAAAAAAUUAAUGAAGAGUUUGAUAAUAUGAUGCGGAAUCAUAAAAUCGCACCUGGGUUGCCUCCGCAGAACUUCUCAAUGUCGGUCACUGUUCCUGUAUCCAGCCCCAAUUCUUUAAACUAUAGCCCUGGGAGCUCUCUUGUAUCCUCAGCCCUGGCAGCAAGCUCUACCUUGACAGAUCCCACACUGCUAACUCCUCCUCAAGCUUCAUUGCAUCGAAAUGUAUCACCUGGAGGUCCUCAGAGACCCCCAAGUACAGGUAGCGCAGGUGGGAUGUUGACCACCACCGAUCUCUCAGUGCCAAAUGGAACUGGUUCUAGUCCAGUGGGAAAUGGUUUUGUGAACUCACGAGCAUCCCCAGGUCUGCUUAGCAGCACUGGUGGCGGGAAUGGUUUAAGCAAAGUGAUGCCUACAAAAUCUCCCCCACCUCCUGGUGGGGGCAGUCUUGGAAUGAACAGUCGCAAACCAGAUCUCCGUGUUGUCAUUCCUCCGUCUAGCAAAGGCAUGAUGCCUCCAUUGUCGGAGGAGGAUGAAUUGGAGUUGGUGAGUCUGGGUUCUUACUUGAACACACAGCGGUUAAGUAGUUCUCAGUCCACGCAAUCUCUUGCAACACCAGUUGUAUCUGUGACAACUCCAAGCUUGCCUCCACAAGGGCUGGUCUAUUCUGCCAUGCCUACAGCUUACAAUACUGAUUACUCCUUGACUAGUGCAGACCUGUCAGCCCUGCAGGGGUUUAACUCCCCAGGAAUGCUGUCAUUAGGACAAGUUUCUGCCUGGCAACAGCAUCAUCUAGGACAGGCAGCUCUCAGCUCUCUUGUAACGGGAAGCCAGUUAUCCCAAGGUUCCAGUUUAUCCAUCAACACCAAUCAAAAUCUUAACAUUAAGUCUGAACCGAUCUCACCACCUCGAGAAAGGGUGACCCCCUCCACCUUCCAGUCGCAGCAACAGGCAUCUCAGCAGCAACCGCCACCACCUCCUCCUCAACAGUUGCGGCAAGAGAUGGGUCGCUCUCCUGUGGAUAGUCUCAGCAGCUCUAGCAGUUCCUACGACGGCAGCGAUCGGGAGGAUCCCCGGGGUGACUUCCAUUCGCCGGUCGGGCUGGGAAGACCUCCCAAUUCGGAAGACCGAGAGAGCCCGACGGUCAAACGGAUGAGAAUGGACACAUGGGUAACCUAAGCGUGCCGUUCUCUACCUUGCUUUCCACUUUUGAGUUACCCCAAUGAACAGUCCUGACAUAUCUAAAUUUAUAAAUAAGGACAUCAAAUAAAUAUUUAUAUGUGUAUAUAU
Messenger RNA from Crotalus tigris (Tiger rattlesnake), 2168 nucleotides. It is a transcript of the gene MEF2A, whose product is annotated as myocyte enhancer factor 2A. Gene Ontology annotation, biological process: cell differentiation; heart development; positive regulation of transcription by RNA polymerase II. The coding region runs from base 537 to 2057 and encodes 506 amino acids. The transcript has 11 exons. Gene Ontology annotation, molecular function: protein dimerization activity; RNA polymerase II cis-regulatory region sequence-specific DNA binding; DNA-binding transcription factor activity, RNA polymerase II-specific. The record is from RefSeq and is a predicted model, not a curated record. Lineage: Eukaryota; Metazoa; Chordata; Lepidosauria; Squamata; Viperidae.